GACAGCCAGUAGAGUGACCUAUCAGCGACGGGAAAUUUCCACCCAAGGCGUGUACUUCAUGAAUAUCUAAACAGAAAGCGCAGAAGGGUAGAUUGGUUCGGUUCACAAUUGUUUUGGCGAAACUAAUUUUUGAAGAGGUCUCACAGCGGUAGGACUAUCACAACAAUCGACGAACUUCAAGGAAACGUCCAACUUCUAUAGCAAUUAUUUGCGCGGAACCGGCCCUUAAGCAAUUAUGCCUGGAGAAGCGACAAUUACAUUAACCCUUGCGCCAAACUCGGGACAAGCUAAGCCGUUCCCUUUUGUUUUGAAGAAAGUCAUGGAUAUUCCUCCACCCAAUAUCCUUGACGAGGGCGAUGAUGAGAUCAAGAAAGAGAAGCUAUGCCUGGUCGAGCGCACCGAGUCAGGAAGUGAUGCGGCCAACGGUGCUGGCAGCACGGCCAGCGGCGGAGGGGCAGGGGGCGUUUCAGCCUCCCUGACCCCCGCUAUCUGGGAGAAAACCAUCCCGUAUGACGGCGAGAACUUCCAUCUGGAGUACAUGGACCUGGACGAGUUUCUUCUGGAGAACGGCAUCCCCAUUUCCCUCGAGGAGGAGCUACAACGCAGCCUGGGACAGGAGCAGGGCAGCGAAGGGAGCAGUGGCGCUGACGAGGCCAAGUCAUCUUUCUCCUCUAAGACGCCGGCCACUUCGAAGGCUGCUCAGCCAGAAGCCACAGACCCACCACAGGCAACAGCUGAGGAGGAGAAGAAGAAGAAAAAGGAGGAACAGCAGGACAGGGAGGAUGAGGAGCAAGAGGAAGAUGAGGAGGAAGAGGAUGACACUGAAUCUCUGACAGAUGCCAUCGAAUUAGAAGCUGCACAAGUUGAAGCAGGUAAAUCUACUAAGGAAAGAGUCACCCCAACACCCCUUGACCCAGAGGAGAUUGAGGUGGAUGUGAACUUCCAGCCAGACCCCACUGAUCUGGUCCUGUCGAGUGUGCCGGGGGGUGAGCUCUUUAACCCUCGCAAGCAUCGCUUCUCAGAGGACGAGCUAAAGCCCCAACCCAUGAUAAAGAAGGCCAAGAAGGUGUAUGUUCCUGAUGAGCGAAAGGAUGACAAGUACUGGUGCAGGAGGAAGAAGAACAAUGUGGCAGCGAAGCGCUCCCGCGAUGCACGCCGGCUGAAAGAGAACCAGAUUGCCGUGCGGGCGUCUUUCCUGGAGCGGGAGAACGCGGCACUGCGGCUGGAGGUGGCCGAACUGCGCAAGGACUAUGGCCGGUGCAAGAACGUCAUCGCCCGCUACGAGGCCAAAUACGGUCCACUCACUGUGUUGGAGAAUCAGGACAAGGACAUGUGAAGCAAUGAUUUAUUGAUUUAUUCAUGACGGGAGAGGGUGAACCAGAUGAAUAAAUGAAUAAAUGGUGUGGAUGACAACUAAAGCAGAUGGACGUCUUGGUAGGAAUCUCGUACAGAAGAGGACAAAAUGGUGUGAGGGGACUGGGUGUCUAUAAAAUGUGUGUGUUCCUCAGCACCUCAGUAGAUGUGUGUGACGGUCCGUGGUAAUGGUGACUGUGGCCCUCAGAGUUCUUUCUUCCUAAAUCACCAAUGGGCUGUGUGUGUGUCUGCAGGAGAGGUUUUUGUACUGUCCUUCCCUUGUUCACACAAAUGCUUUGUGUUUGCCCUUUCCCACUGUUUUGCGCUCUCAAUUGUGUGUGUGUGUGCUUGAUGUGAGGGUGAGGACAUUGGAGAGGGAUAACUCGACUGAAGCAGUUGCUUUCUCAAUAGUAAUAUUUACAUGGGUCUUGCAUGCCCAUCUGUAAAAUACAGUUUGAGACGUGUAAGGAGAUCCUUGUAAGAACUAGCCCUGUCUACUGUGUUCCUGCGAUGGCAUCAGAAAGGCUAAGAUGACCUUUUUUUGGCAAGGACAUUGUUGGAGGCAGAUUGCUUUACAGAUUACAAACAUGUCUGUGGUCUGGCAUAUCAGGUAGAUAUAAAAGGGAACAAUUAUCUGUUAUCUAAGCUGUAAAUAGGCCUGUUUUUUGUUUCAGUGUGAUGAACUAGUAAUAUCAGCCAAUGCCUGAGAAUUUGUACCUUACUGAUGUAAAAAUCUGUUGAUUUAGUAAUAAUGUGCAUCUCUUAUUUGAUGCAUCUAUUGAUUUUGAUGUGCACAAAUAAAUUCUACGACAAUAA
Messenger RNA from Alosa alosa (allis shad), 2169 nucleotides. It is a transcript of the gene tefb, whose product is annotated as TEF transcription factor, PAR bZIP family member b. Lineage: Eukaryota; Metazoa; Chordata; Actinopteri; Clupeiformes; Clupeidae. The transcript has 5 exons. The record is from RefSeq and is a predicted model, not a curated record. Gene Ontology annotation, molecular function: DNA-binding transcription factor activity, RNA polymerase II-specific; RNA polymerase II cis-regulatory region sequence-specific DNA binding. Gene Ontology annotation, cellular component: nucleus. Gene Ontology annotation, biological process: regulation of transcription by RNA polymerase II. Bases 236 to 1336 code for a protein of 366 amino acids.